AUGUCGCUGGAUACGUCUCAUCUUCAUGGUCUUCGGGGAGUCGCAUCCCUCCUGGUCUAUAUACACCACCAUGAGCUCUGGGCCCAUAACGCCUCUUAUGAUACUAUUGAGCGAGCCUUCGGUUAUAGGCAGCGCCAUCACUUUAUUACCCUACCAUUUAUACGUCUCGUCUUCAACGGUGGCCACUUUGCAACCGCCGUUUUCUUUGUCUUAUCAGGCUAUGUGUUGUCUGUAAAGCCAUUAACGAUCAUUAAUUGCCCACGAACCACGUCUUCGAUUGAGAGCCAGGAAAGGCUGGCGUGCUACAUCUCUUUGGCUAUCUUUCGAAGAUGGUUCAGGUUGUUUAUACCUGUAUUCGUCACGACUUUCACGUACAUGAGCUUGCUAUAUAUCUUCGGCCUUCACGCUCCUGGGCAUAGCACUCAGGCAGCGUACAGUCUAGAGUUCAGACGAUGGAUGCAUGAGGUUCUAAACUUCAGCUUCAUCUUCGACCGAACCACUUCGCCGUGGCCCAGCUAUAACGAUCACCUGUGGUCCUUAGCUAUCGAGUUCAAGGGCUCACUCGCCACGUAUACUUGCCUCGCUGUUCUUUCUCGGUCAACAAUACACUACCGAUUAGUGUCCUACAUUUUGCUGAUCGUUUAUUUCCUCUUCCUAGUCACUGAUGGAUGGUUCUGCGCCUUCUUCAUCGCUGGCUUGUCCAUACGCGACUUGGAAAUCGUGUUUGGUGGUUAUGUGACAUCCAUGAUGCAAGGCAAAGCCUGGACCAGUGUCUUGCUCAAAUGUCUUUUGUCCGGUUUUGGCUUGUACAUGGCCGGCGUACCGACCUGUCUUUCUUCAAAGUGCUUUCGUAUGAACCCAGGAUGGUCUUUUUUAUCACCUCUCCCAAGUUUAGUUACUUGUGACCCUAAAUGGGUUCCGCUCUUCUGUGCUUCAGUCCUGUUUGUGCCACUGGUGAGACAUACUUGGCUGAAAAGGCCUCUGCAGUCUUCCAUCUUUCAAUAUUUGGGACGUAACUCAUACAGUCUCUAUCUUAUACAUGGACCUGUCCUACGUAUCUUUGGGGACUCACUAUAUGCAUGCGUUUCCUGGCCAUAUGGGGAUCGUAGAAUGCUUCACACAAGAUUCGACUCAUGGGCAGGAUUCCUGCCAAUCACCAUGAGCGGGCCGUUUGGCAUGGAGGGAGCCUUUUUAGCUGUCCAAGCCAUUAUGCUGCCAAUCUCUCUGUCUAUUUCUCAUUUCGUAACACAUACGGUUGAUGAGCCUUGCGUGCGCUUGUCCAAGAUGAUUGUAAAUGUGUUGCUUGGGAAAGAGCAGUAA
Molecule: messenger RNA, 1320 nt
Organism: Fusarium proliferatum ET1
Lineage: Eukaryota; Fungi; Ascomycota; Sordariomycetes; Hypocreales; Nectriaceae
Exons: 2
Coding region: 1-1320 (439 amino acids)
Biological process (GO): polysaccharide biosynthetic process
Cellular component (GO): membrane
Molecular function (GO): acyltransferase activity, transferring groups other than amino-acyl groups
Source: RefSeq, a predicted model, not a curated record